GCUGCAGAAGGCUCAGGAGGAGCAUCGCUCUGUGGAAGUGGAAAAGGUGCACCUGGAGAAGAAACUGCAAGACGAGAUCAGCAUCGCCAAGCAGGAGGCACACCGGCUCCGAGAACUGCGGGAGGGCACGGAGAAUGAGCUGAGCAGGCAGAAAUACGCUGAGCAAGAACUGGAGCAGGUGCGGAUGGCGCUCAAGAACGCCGAGAAGGAGCUGGAGUCGCACUGCAGCUGGGCUGCGCCCGAGGCCCUGCAGAAAUGGCUCCAGCUGACCCACGAGGUGGAGGUCCAGUACUACAACAUCAAGAAACAGAACGCGGAGAAGCAGCUGCUGGUGGCCAAGGAAGGGGCUGAAAAAAUUAAAAAGAAGCGAAACACCCUGUUUGGAACAUUUCAUGUUGCUCACAGCUCAUCUCUAGAUGAUGUUGAUCAUAAAAUCUUAACUGCAAAGCAAGCGCUGAGCGAAGUGACGGCUGCGCUGCGGGAGCGCCUGCAUCGCUGGCAGCAGAUAGAGCUGCUCUGCGGCUUCCAGAUCGUCAACAACCCGGGCAUCCACACCCUGGCCUCAGCCCUUAACAUUGACCCCAGCUGGAUGGGCACCCCACGGCCUAACCCCUCGCACUUCAUCAUGACCGAUGAUGUGGACGAUUUGGACGAAGAGAUUGUCUCUCCCAUGUCCAUACAAUUCCCCGUCAGUCCCGUGAUCGGUGGCGAACCCGCCUGCCUCCGUGCCACAGCCCUGAUGGCAGCCCUGCAGGCG
Molecule: messenger RNA, 757 nt
Organism: Balearica regulorum gibbericeps (East African grey crowned-crane)
Lineage: Eukaryota; Metazoa; Chordata; Aves; Gruiformes; Gruidae
Source: RefSeq, a predicted model, not a curated record